GUGAUUAAUCAUUGUUUUGGUUAAAAAGCAAGGCUACAAAAAAAAGAAGAAGAUUAAUCAUUUUGGUUCAGUUUGAGAUAAAUGAGAAUGUAGGCUUUCGGUGAAUUUGGACUCUAGUCCUAAAUCUUCACUGUGGGUAUAAGUUUUGAAAUUUGAAUACUCAAUGAAUCUGCCAGAAAAACUUUGUAACGAAGUCAUAAGGAAUAUAAUUGCGAACACUUCUUGAUCUUAGUGGAAGUCUCCUCUGUUUGGCCACUGAAACUUAACGAACGAAAAUUAUCAGAACUUGCCGAAAUCCAUCAAAACAUACCGAAAUUUACUUGUAACGCCCGACCCUACAGGUUCCACGAGUUUGAGCUUGGCAACUGUCACCCAAUUAGUGAACGUCACGUGGCAUUCCACUACUGGCAAAUGAUGAGCACUCAAUUAGAGAGAGAAAAGCUUACUUUUCGUGGACUUAGUCAGAGAAAGCUGGUUUUUAAGGUGAUGAUAUCAAUCAUUGUAAUUUUUUUCUGAUAUUUACACGAAAGGGGAAUAUUCAUUCCCUGGUACGCCACGUCAUACAUAGCCGUUGGGACUCAUCCACCUCCCAUGACCUGGUUUCUCAUUUGAAUGCUUUCACUGUGACCGUUAUUCAUCCUCUGCAAUUCAAAAGUUUUCUCUCUCCCCAUUGCUUUUCUUCACCAGCUCCCUUUCUCUCUCUCUCUCUCUCUCUCUCUCGCUCUCUCUCUCUCUCUCUCUCCCCAUUUAAACACCAUUUACUUCCUCUCUCUGGGUUUCUUCCCAUGCUCUCUGCACAAGUGCUUCCUGAAGAAGCUAUGACGAGCAAUAUUUUGAAAUUCUCGGAUGAAGAAAUGAUGGUUGAUGAAGGCCUUGGUUACCCAAGGGCCUACGGAAAGCUCUGUAAAUAUCCGCAUCUCGUCAAUCCUUAUAGCCAAGGACCUCCAUCGACAUACAUUCCGUAUAUUCUACACCCUCAAGAUGUUUUGAGAGCAAGGGAGUUGAACCAGAUGUUUCCCGUGGUUGAAACAGAAGGAAAGGCUGCUGUCAAUGCAAAGAGAUAUGCUGAUCUUCUAUGGAAACGACUUGAUCAUCUAGGGAAUGCAGGCUUCGAUCCAACAAAGUUCAGAGUUGAUCCAUAUGGGAAUGUUCUGUUCUAUCAUGCUGAUCCAGCUUCUCCUCUAGCUUGGGAAAUUGACCACUGGUUUCCAAUUUCUAGGGGAGGAAAGACUGUUACAAGCAAUUUGAGGCUUCUGCAAUGGCAGGUGUGCCAGAAGAAGAAUAACAAGCUUGAAUUUCUGAUGCCAUGGUGGGAUCUACAAUUGGGCAUUUCAGUAGACCAGUUCCUUUCAGUGUUUGCUUCAAGAAAUUCAGAUUUCAGGCAAAGAGCUUUUUAUUUGCUUUUCUCUGAUGGGGAAAACGAGCAGUACGAUGUAUCAGAGAUUAUUCAGUGCCAUUCUUUCCCACAACAUUUCAAGGAGAAGAAACGUCAAGUGGGUCUUGCUCCAGCUGCCAUUGUUCAUUCAGGAAGAGACCCAAACUUCUCAGUUCUGAAAUCUCUUGAUAUCAACCGAACCCCAAGACCGAACACCUCUGCAAUUGCUUUGUCCUCGCCAGCAAGAAAUGGCUUGGUUGAGGAAGAUGAAACUCUCUGUAAAGCUAUUCAGAGAUUUGGGCCUCAUGCUUUGAAGGAAAAUGAUCUCCCUGAUAACAACAGAGAAAGACACAUGACCAUGUUCACUGAUAUUCAGAAGCAGAAGGAAGAGGUGGCAAAGAAGCAAGCUGAGAUUCUUAAAUUGGAUGAGGAAUUGAUUGAACUAAAAGAGAAGAAUGACGCAGAGAGAACAGCUCUCCAAGACCUGGAAUGUGUUCUGAUAAGGAGGAGACGAAGGGUUGAGAAGUGUAGGAGAUUAGCAGAGGCACAGUCAUCUUACAGAGCCGUUCUCGAGAAGAUGAUACGAGAUGCCAUGCACCAGAGUAUCGUUUACAAGGAGCAGUCCAGGUUGAACCAGGCUGCCGCAAAUGCACUUAGAGCCAGACUAGAAGCUCAGAAAGCCAUCUGUGAUUCCUCUGAGAAAGAGCUCCACAGGCUCUUCAAACAGCGAGAAGAAAUCGAAAACCAGAUCAAACCAGACAUGGAAAAAGCUCGAAAGAGAUCGAGAAAGGAUGAUCCCUCCAUUAAUGAAAGCCCCCAUAAACCUAUUCUCUCUUUACCAGAAGCUCCACGAAGAAAGACGUUACAGAAACAACUGAGAAUCUUCUUAGCCGAGGAACAGAAGGCCUCUCAAGAAGGUCUCCCUCAAGGGUUUAAGCCAGAACAAUUGGAUGAAUAUGAUAAUAAGUCGGCUAUGGAGAUUUCAAAUAAAAAAGCAAAUUUAGAAAUCUCAGAGAUUGAAGAAGAGGAAGAAUUGGAAAACAAGCUUAAGAGUUUGGCUAUUAAAGAGAAUUGCAAAAGUAGAAGCAUGAAAGAGAAUAACCAGAAGAGUCGUUGGGUGUCGGAAGAAGAAGAGGCUGAAGAGAGAAAGAGGACCGGUAGAGGUCAUAUAGAGAGAUGGCUCCAAAUUUUGCUCGAGAACACGGAAGAAGGUUCACUUUCAGAUGCCACUGAAGCACCCCAAAAGUCAAACGAAGCUGAGGAGUCUCACAAAGAUACACAAAAACCAGAAAAUGAAUUGGCUUCUGAUCAAAAUCAUAAUUUAGCUCCAUUAUCCGUGGGGGAGAGCAGUUCGGCCAGAGAGAAGAUAAAGGAAACAGACGAAUCACUACUUAUUGGCCUGAAACUGAUUUGUAAUGAUUUGGAGCAACAGGUAGAGGAUAAAGAAGGAAAGGGAGAUGGAAUGAAAAGAGAGAAAGAUGGUUCGGAGGGGAAGAAUUUAGAAAAAGGUGGAAGAGAAUUAAUUGUGAAUGGUAGGACAAGUCUAGAGAGAGAUAGUGGGGCAUCAGUUGAAUGUAGGAAGAGUUUAGAGAGGUGUGGUGGGGGAGAGAUUGUGGAGAGUAUGAAGAAUUCAGAGAGAGGUGGGGGUGAAGCGGUGGGGAAAUAUAAUAAGGGGUUUGGGAGCAGUAGCAGGAGCUUUGGUGGGAGAGAGAAAGGAGCAGGAGACAGAAACGGGUUGGGGAGGAGUGAGAGUGCACGGAUUUUUGGACAUAUUCCUCCAUCUCCUUCUGCAAUUUGGGGGAUGAGGAAAGGGGUAGAUUGUAUAGGGAAGAAGCCUACGGUGGUUGGAAGUGAUGAUGAUGACAAUGCAGUGAUAACUGGCACCACCAUUAAAGCAUCCAUCAAGCAAUGCACUCAAGCAAUCAAGAAGGCAGUGAAAAAGUGAAGGUGAUUCGUUCUUAUUUGGCUAAGCAAUGUGCUUAAGCAAAUAAGAAUGUGGUGAAACAGUGGAGUUCUUAUUUGGCUUAAACAAGCAACGCAUUCUAGAGGUCGUUCUCUUAUGCCAUGUUAUAUUCUAGCUCAGAAUAUGUGAAAAGGUUGUUUUUCUUAAUAUUUGAGUAGGUGGGGGGUGUUUGUGUUGAUUGUUCCUCCAUUUUAUUUUUAUGUUUUUAAAUUUCUGCAGUAUUACUUGGAUUUGUAGAUAUGGACUUAUUGAUUUUAAUAAGAUCUGUUGUGUUGUUUC
Messenger RNA from Amborella trichopoda, 3617 nucleotides. Its product is annotated as trichohyalin. The record is from RefSeq and is a predicted model, not a curated record. Lineage: Eukaryota; Viridiplantae; Streptophyta; Magnoliopsida; Amborellales; Amborellaceae.